UACUCUCAAUCUUCAACUUGACAGCGUUUCUUAUGAUGAAAUGAUAUCGAACUUUUCAUGGCUAAUUAAUGGAGGUCAUUAUAUGCCUACCGAGUGCAAACCAAGAGAAAGUGUAGCUAUUAUAAUACCAUUCCGGGGUAGAGAAGAACAUUUACGGAUCUUGUUGAACAACUUACACCCAGUAUUGUAUCGCCAACAGCUAGAAUAUACUGUUUACAUUGUGGAGCAGGUGGACACGAAACCUUUCAAUAAAGGAUAUCUUUAUAAUGUCGGAUACAUGAAAGCAAAAGAAAAUCAACACACGUGCUUUGUAUUCCAUGAUGUUGACCUAAUCCCCGAGAAUGACCACAUUCUUUACGGAUGCAUGAAGAGUCCAAUGCAUUUAUCUAGAGCGAUAGAUAAAUUCCAUUAUAUUCUGUCUGAUCUGAAGCUAAUUGGAGGUGUAUCCGCUUGGAAAGCAAAAGAGUUUGAAAAAGUAAAUGGUUGGUCUAAUAUGUUUAAAAAUUGGGGCGGCGAGGAUGACGACAUGAGCUACAGAAUAGCCGCCAAUGGUUUAUCAAUCUUUCGCUACCCCAAUUAUAUAGCUAAAUACAAAAUGCUUAAACACAAGCGGACACCUGUUAACACAGCAAGACACAGAAUGUUGGAAGACAGUGCAACGCGAUUUAAACAUGACGGAUUAUCGACCCUUAUUUUUAAUCCUCCUAGAAUUGAAAAACACCAUCUUUUCACUAAAAUAUUAGUUCCUACUUGAAUAAUAAAAUUAAAGGCAACUUAAGAUCACAGAGUCACUCAGGUGACCUAUUGCAAUUCGUCUUCGUUCGUCGUCGUGCGAAAACAAUUUUACAUUUUCAACUCUUUCUUAAAAACGACAAGGCUUAUUGUUACCAAUUUAAGUGUGAAUAAACUCUACGAUGAGAGGAAUUUGAAUCAUGAAUGUAAGGGCUCUACUACCCAUAAGCGACGCCAAAUAC
Molecule: messenger RNA, 974 nt
Organism: Magallana angulata
Lineage: Eukaryota; Metazoa; Mollusca; Bivalvia; Ostreida; Ostreidae
Product: beta-1,4-N-acetylgalactosaminyltransferase bre-4-like
Exons: 5
Coding region: 41-754 (237 amino acids)
Biological process (GO): carbohydrate metabolic process; glycosphingolipid biosynthetic process
Molecular function (GO): N-acetyl-beta-glucosaminyl-derivative 4-beta-N-acetylgalactosaminyltransferase activity
Source: RefSeq, a predicted model, not a curated record